CAAGAUGGCGUGGAAAGCAACUUCAUCGUUUCCAGGUUUCAAUAUGGCCCCCACUACCUGCGCCACAGAAGAGGUUAAUCUCAAGAACUAAGGUAAAUCUCAAGAACUAACUUCCUGUACAAACCGGAAGUGGCGUACAGGAUGUACGAACCGGAAGUGGCGUAUAGGAAGUUGUUGCGAAUGCAAUUCCACGACUCCGUGUUUCGGCCCUGUGUUUCGGUCCUGUGUUCCGCCCCCGGACUACGCUCCGCCCCUGAGCUACGCUCCACCCCCGGUGGCGCGGAGAGCGGAGCAAGAUGGCGGCUGAAUCCGAGUAUGAGUCCGUCCUGUGUGUGAAGCCAGAUGUCAGCGUCUACCGUAUUCCGCCUCGGGCCUCCAACCGCGGCUACAGGGCAUCUGACUGGAAAUUAGACCAACCUGAUUGGACUGGUCGCCUCCGAAUCACCUCAAAAGGGAAGAUUGCCUAUAUCAAACUCGAGGAUAAAGUUUCAGGGGAGCUCUUUGCUCAAGCACCAGUAGAACAAUAUCCUGGCAUUGCUGUGGAAACAGUGACAGAUUCCAGCCGCUACUUUGUAAUUAGGAUCCAGGAUGGCACUGGGCGUAGUGCUUUUAUUGGCAUUGGCUUCACAGAUCGGGGUGAUGCCUUCGACUUUAAUGUCUCCUUGCAAGAUCAUUUCAAGUGGGUAAAGCAGGAAUCUGAGAUUUCCAAAGAAUCUCAGGAAAUGGACACUCGUCCCAAGUUAGAUCUGGGUUUCAAGGAAGGACAGACCAUCAAGUUGAGUAUUGGGAACAUUACAACCAAGAAAGGAGGUGCUUCUAAGCCCAGGACCUCAGGAGCUGGGGGCCUAAGCUUACUCCCACCCCCACCUGGAGGCAAAGUCACUAUUCCCCCACCAUCUUCCUCAGUUGCCAUCAGUAAUCACGUCACCCCACCACCCAUUCCAAAAUCUAAUCAUGGAGGCAGUGAUGCAGAUAUCCUUUUAGAUUUGGAUUCUCCUGCUCCUGUCACGACACCAGCAACAGCUCCAGUUUCGGCAGGCAACGACUUGUGGGGAGACUUCAGCACUGCAUCCAGCUCUGUUUCAAACCAGGCACCACAGCCAUCCAACUGGGUCCAGUUCUGAAUAGCAUUGGCAGGACUUUAAGGACAGACUUGAAGAAUAAAAAUGACCUUGACGGCACCAAUCUGUGAGGGAAGUUAGAAACUCCUUCCCUCCCCAGAACCAAAAUUACUGGACAAUCUUUUUCAUAGUUUCUCCAUUACAUUUAAGCUGGUUUUGUCACACCCCUUUGUUGUUACUUGCUGCACAGCCAAGAGAGUAUCUGCCCUCUCCCGCUCACUACCAAGGGAGGAGAAUAAUGACUCUUAUCUUUUGUGGCUGACUAUGCAGGACUCAAAAGUCCAGGGUCUGUUUGAGGGGAAAAUGAACUUUGACAUCUGUAAAAUAA
Choloepus didactylus (southern two-toed sloth) is the source of this 1449-nucleotide messenger RNA. It is a transcript of the gene NECAP1, whose product is annotated as NECAP endocytosis associated 1. The transcript has 8 exons. The record is from RefSeq and is a predicted model, not a curated record. Gene Ontology annotation, biological process: endocytosis. Lineage: Eukaryota; Metazoa; Chordata; Mammalia; Pilosa; Megalonychidae. Gene Ontology annotation, cellular component: clathrin vesicle coat; membrane. The coding region runs from base 297 to 1124 and encodes 275 amino acids.